GUAGUACCAUACAGAGUAGUUGUUAAUAACGCGGCGUCGCCGUCAACAACGACCACCACAGGUCAGCCGUUCACCGCCGCGCCAUCCGCUCCCUCCUAUGCUAUAAAUUCACCGUCAACUCCUCCUUUCUCAACCAUCGCAUUAAGCUUUAUUCUUAUACGGAGUAUUAUUUUUAUUCUCUUCAACUAUUCCCACUUCCAUGGCGUAUUAUCACAAUAAUGUAUGCAUAAUUGCAGCGGCAUUCAAAUUAUGCAUGCUUCUGCUCCUCUCAUCCCCACGGCAAUGCCAAGGGCAGCAGCUGUCUCCGGCAUUCUAUGACGGGACCUGCCCGAAUGCGCCCGCCAUCGUCCGCACGGCCGUGCGGCAGGCGGUGUCGCGGGAGCGCCGCAUGGCGGCCUCCCUCAUCCGCCUCCACUUCCACGACUGCUUCGUCCGCGGCUGCGACGCGUCGGUCCUCCUCGACGAGUCGCCGGCCGUGGAGAGCGAGAAGACCGCGCUCCCCAACCUGGGCUCGGCGCGGGGCUACGACGUGAUCGAGGCCGCGAAGCGGGAGCUCGAGCGCGCGUGCCCCGGGGUCGUGUCGUGCGCGGACGCCCUCGCGCUGGCGGCGCGCGACGCGUCCGCCGCGGUGGGCGGCCCCUCGUGGGCCGUGAAGCUCGGGAGGAGGGACUCCGCGUCCGCCAACAGGACGGACGCGGAGGCCCAGCUCCCGAGCCCGUUCGACAACCUCGCGAAGCUCGUGUCGAGCUUCGCGAGCAAGGGGCUCAGCACCAGAGACCUGGUGGCCCUGUCUGGGGCACACUCUCUGGGCCAGGCUCAGUGCUUCCUUUUCCGGGAUAGAAUAUACCAGAACGGCACGACGGACAUCGACGCCGGGUUCGCGAGCACCCGGAGACGGCAAUGCCCCACGGACACCGGGAACGGGAAUCUGGCGCCGCUUGAUCUGGUGACGCCAAACUCCCUUGACAACAACUACUACAAGAACCUCUUGAGCAAGAAAGGUCUGCUGGAAUCAGAUCAAGCCCUAGCCGAAGGCGGGGCCACGGCGGGCAUUGUGUCGGAAUACGCCAAGAGUCCCCGCGCUUUCCAAGCCGAUUUCGCUUCUGCCAUGAUCAAGAUGUCUGAGAUUCAGCCUCUUACUGGUCAGAAUGGGAUCAUUAGGAAGGUCUGCGGUUCCUUGAAUUGAUCAGCUGAGCUAUGUGCUUCUUU
This is a messenger RNA of Cuscuta campestris, 1209 nucleotides long. The record is from the annotation of a GenBank genome assembly. NCBI's taxonomy places the organism in Eukaryota, Viridiplantae, Streptophyta, Magnoliopsida, Solanales, Convolvulaceae.